This is a messenger RNA of Fraxinus pennsylvanica, 732 nucleotides long. Lineage: Eukaryota; Viridiplantae; Streptophyta; Magnoliopsida; Lamiales; Oleaceae. The record is from the annotation of a GenBank genome assembly.
AUGCCUGAUGCAAAACUCAACACAGCUGGAACUCUCAAUGCAAUGAAAUCAGAAGAGGGAAAUGAUUCCAUUGACACUUUCAUCAGGCAAACUACUACUGGAAAGGAGCCUUUUCUCUCUUUUUCAAGGCUAGGGGAGAGUCCAGUUCAGUGGAUUCAGUUACUUCAUGCCUUAGAUCAGCCAGAUCUCCCAGGUUGGCCCUUGCUGACUCCGCUGAAAGUGCAAAUGCAGAAGUGUGAGAAGUGUUCCCGAGAAUUUUUUUCACUGAUUAACUACAGGAGACACAUUCGAGUGCAUCGUCGCUCUUUAAAUGUUGAUAAGGAAUCUCACAAACAUAGGGAUUUAUUGGCUGCAUUUUGGGAUAAACUUUCAGUGGAACAGGCUAAGGAGAUUCUGGUGUUAAAGGAUGUAUCGAUAAAGGACCGGCCCUGGUCAGAGCCUGAUCAAUUUAUACCAGAGAGGUUUCUUACAAGCCAUGCUGAGGUAGAUUACUUAGGACAGCAUUUUGAGUUCACUCCAUUCGGGUCUGGCAGAAGAUGUUGCCCCGGGAUCACAUUUGCAAUGCAAGUAACACAUUUGACACUUGCUCAAUUGCUCCAAGGUUUUGAUUUCACAACACCAUUAAACAUGCCAGUGGACAUGACUGAAGGCCAGAGUUUAACCUUGCCCAAGGCUAAACCAUUACAACUAGUUGUCACUGCGAGAUUACCUUCUGGGUUUUAUCUAAACUAG